ACUGCGUUGACUCAUGGCUUAGCCUUGCUCCAGCAGCGCUAAGGGGCCAGGAGCUCCUGUGGCUGCGGGCUGGAGACGGGGAGCAAAAUGCUGGAGAAGAUUCAGAAGGCGCUCACGAUUCGUAGCAGCACCAUGAGGGAGCUGCUGGCAGAAGCGCUGGGGAUGUUCAUCCUCAUGUUCUUUGGCUUGUCUUCUGUGGCACAAGUGGUAUUAGGAAGAGGAGAGUUUGGGCAGCAUCUGAGCAUCAACUUGGCAUUUGGCAUUGGUGUUACCUUGGGCAUGCACGCAGCUGGAGGAAUCUCUGGAGCUCAUCUGAACGCUGCCAUCACCAUCACAUACUGCAUUUUAGGAAACCUCCCCUGGAGAAAGCUCCCAGCUUAUCUGAUCGGGCAGUUCCUGGGCUCCUUUACAGCAGCGGCGACCGUCUUCGGCCUCUAUUAUGAUGCUCUGUAUGACUACACCAAGGGGAACUUCACAGUGACGGGACCAACUGCCACGGCGUCCAUCUUCUGUACUUACCCUGCUCCCUACGUAUCGUUGCCUGGGGCCUUCUUCACAGAGUUUAUAGCGACGGCGAUGCUGCUCCUGGGCAUUCUGGUCAUCCACGACGAGAGGAACAAUGGAGCCCUGAAGGGCACACAGGCCCUGCUCACCGGGAUCCUGGUCCUGGGCAUCGGCUUAGGGAUGGGGAUGAACUCGGGCUACGCCAUAAACCCCUCCCGGGACCUGCCCCCCAGGAUCUUCACGGCAAUUGCUGGCUGGGGAAUGGAGGUCUUCACGGCUGGACCUCACUGGUGGUGGGUCCCACUCACAGCUCCGAUUCUGGGAAGCCUCGCUGGUGUUUUUAUCCACAAACUCUUCAUCGAUUUUCACAACCAGCCUGUCCCGGAAAGUGGAGAAGAGAAAGGACAUCCCGUGGUGGAGACUUCUACGCUGUGAUGGCCACAUGCUCCAAGGAAAGGGCAUGACAACAAGGCCUGGACUGACACCCAAAGGGCAACCAAGUGGAUAAGGGGAUAGGCAAUGGUGCUGCCAGAGCACAUCGUUUCUCCACCCUGCAGGUGGAGCA
This is a messenger RNA of Calidris pugnax (ruff), 1069 nucleotides long. Its product is annotated as aquaporin-3-like. Gene Ontology annotation, biological process: glycerol transmembrane transport; water transport. The record is from RefSeq and is a predicted model, not a curated record. Gene Ontology annotation, cellular component: plasma membrane; basolateral plasma membrane. The transcript has 7 exons. Lineage: Eukaryota; Metazoa; Chordata; Aves; Charadriiformes; Scolopacidae. Gene Ontology annotation, molecular function: glycerol channel activity; urea transmembrane transporter activity; water channel activity. The coding region runs from base 88 to 939 and encodes 283 amino acids.